Molecule: messenger RNA, 582 nt
Organism: Cornus florida
Lineage: Eukaryota; Viridiplantae; Streptophyta; Magnoliopsida; Cornales; Cornaceae
Exons: 1
Coding region: 1-582 (193 amino acids)
Source: RefSeq, a predicted model, not a curated record
AUGGAGCUCUUUCAAAAAGCAAUAACGGUUCGCCUUCUCAGCCACCAUGAAAAGUACCUCAUAGCAGAGGAUGACGAAGAAUCCGUCUGCCUCCACCACAAUGGCUCCUCCAAGAAUGCACAUUGGACUAUCGAGUUUGUAGAGGGUGACGAAAAUUUUUUGCGCUUUAAAAGCUGCUAUGGCAAGUACUUGACGGCCUCAAACCUGCCAUUCCUUCCCGGGGUGACAGGCCGGAAGGUACUUCAGACAUUGCCGGCCAGAAAGGACUCGUCCAUCGAGUGGGAGCCGGUGAGGGACGGAUUUCAGGUGAGGCUGUUGACGCGAUACGGCAAUUUUUUGAGGCCGAAUGGGGGCCUACCACCGUGGAGGAACUCGGUCACGCAUGACCAACCUCACAGGCCUGGCACGCAUGAGAAAAUCUUAUGGGACGUUGAGGUUGUUGAGAGGACUCGUUCAAAAGGGUCGUCAAGCCAUCGAAGAGCUGCGACAUUGUCUGAUUUUUUAGAUUGGGAAACAAGUUCACCUUCUUCUGUAUUUUCCUCUCCGGAUUUGACCAACAAAGAGAGUUUUCCUUUGGUAUAG